AAAGUUCGGUCGCGUUUGAUAAAAAAAAACUUAGCGGCUGCUUUAUUCAAUGCAUUCAUCUUGUAGUGAUUAGUAUCCAAACCAUCACAAAGUAAGUCUUGUUGAUCAUUAGCAGAUACCCAGAAUAAUACACUUCACAUAGACCAUAGUCUUUAGAUAAAAUGGCCUCUAAAUUAGUUAUUAGAUUCUACAGCCCCAAAGCAAAUUUUUAACAGCUAGACGACCUACGCGCAUUUGAGCUAGGGUUUUUGUACUUGGACGAUUGCUGGGAUUUCAAUGUUGAAACUAGGGUUCAGGGUAUCGAUUGGCAUUCAACAUCGCGUGUUCGUUAUUAUUCCACGGGUGAAGAGACACUUGCCGCCGCCGAGAAUUUUGUGUUCAGAUAAGCGGGACUACAAUUCGUCGGGACUGAGUCGGUAUGUUCCAAAGAAGUCUCGAGAGAUUGGCGAAGAAUUGACAUCUCAGCCUGUUGAUACCUCUGAGAAGGUUAUAUAUGCUAGUAGAUUUGAUCAUAGUAUAUUGGGAUCUGAAGCGAAGGGUAACAUCAAAGAGGCUAGAGAGGGUAUAUAUUUGGAUUCGCAAGAGAAAAACGGUUCUGGAAGUUACAUGAAUGAGUCUUUCGAUGACUCUAAUGAAGGUGUUAUGAGUUUGGGGAAGAGUAUAACUGCUGGUAGAUGGGAUCAUAGUGUAUUGGGUUCUAAAGUGAAGGGUGACUUUAAAGAGGCUGGAGAGGGCACAUGUUCGCACCUGCAGGAUAGAAACGAUGCUGGAAUGCACAGGAGCUUGUCUUGUGAUGACUCUAGAGAAGAGCUGGAAGACAGCAGCAACGAUGUCAGAUCUAGAGGUUAUAAGUCGAUGAGACAACACAAAAAAGCUUAUGAUGAAAUCAAAUUACAUAUGGAAGCUGAGCCGGCAAAGAGUAGCAAAGAAGCCUGCAAAACCACGCAAGAGGCAGAGAACAUGGCUAUUCGUUAUCUUGGUUUAAGAGCAUAUACAGCAGUUGAGCUGAAGAAGAAGCUCAUUGGAAAGAAGUAUCCUCUUGAAAUCGUUGACAGAGUGAUCAAUGAUUUUCAGCAUCGAGGUUUCAUCAACGAUAGCUUGUACGCGGAGUCAUUCUCUCGAUCUAGAUGGUCUUCCUUAAGCUGGGGACCUAGGCGGAUCAAGCAAGCAUUGUUUAAGAAAGGUAUAAGCAACAAAGACUCAGAGGCGGCCAUAAAGCUUGUUUUUGAGAAAGGCCAAUGCAAGGAAGAAGAUGAAGAAACAGAACCGAGGCACGGGAUGUCCAAGGAAGCUGUGGAUCAGCUUUAUGUUCAGGCGUCGAAGCGGUGGCUCCAAGGCAGAUACUUGCCUGUAGAAAAUCGUAAAGCUAGAGUUAUCAGGUGGCUUCAGUAUCGGGGAUUUAACUGGGGUGUUGUUUCCCAGCUUCUCAAGAGGUUAGAGUCUCAUCAGUCGUGACUCGUGACCAUAUUUUACACUUCAAUCCUUUUGGCCCAUAAUGUUGAAUGGGGUGUGGCUCGCAAUUUGUAAUAUCAAUAAGAUUCACUUGCUGUAGGUAAGUUUCACUCACUGAAUCAGUAAUCACUGUGUGAUUGGUGUGUCGAUAUAUAGUUGAAAUUCUCUAUAAAAGACUAAAAGUAUUUAGCCUUACCUAA
Molecule: messenger RNA, 1652 nt
Organism: Eutrema salsugineum
Lineage: Eukaryota; Viridiplantae; Streptophyta; Magnoliopsida; Brassicales; Brassicaceae
Exons: 6
Coding region: 277-1455 (392 amino acids)
Biological process (GO): regulation of DNA repair
Source: RefSeq, a predicted model, not a curated record